Molecule: messenger RNA, 2631 nt
Organism: Phialemonium atrogriseum
Lineage: Eukaryota; Fungi; Ascomycota; Sordariomycetes; Cephalothecales; Cephalothecaceae
Exons: 2
Coding region: 1-2631 (876 amino acids)
Source: RefSeq, a predicted model, not a curated record
AUGGCCGAAGAGCAAAACUCCACCCCCUCACAUGCAUCGUCGAAGGGUUUGCGAUCGAUUGAUCCACCUGAGUAUGUCGUCAACCACCCCCCGCCGAUCCGGCGAAACUCGAGUGCGAUGCUGUCCAGAAAGCACACCUUUCCCGCAACCGGCCGGCUCUUGGGACGCCGCUGGCGACGACAUUGGCGUCCCCGGCGACGACAUCCCGACCAUCCGGCGGUUACGGGCACCGGAAAGCCCGAGACCCUCCCAAGGGAUGAGGGGGCUCCGGUGAGUCGAGGAGCGCCAGUCACAUGCUCGGUUGACUCGAUCAUGCGCAAAAUCACGGCGAAGAAGAAGCCGCAACGGAAAUACCCGGAGUUCGACAGCCUGAGCGCAUAUGCGGUUAGCGAUCGAACCGCCGAGAAUCUGCGGAGGGCCGAGACCGAGAGACUCUUAGCCUUCAUCGAAGAGCCAGACCGUCCCUUGGCUUUGGGGUCGACCGUCCUCUUCUCGAAUACGGAGGGCGAUGAAAACGGAUACCGGAAGCUCUCGAGACUGUCAAAUAGUAUAUCGACAGCGCUCUCCCUGUGCCUCCUCGACAAUGAGUGCAUCAACGUCGAGUUCUGCUCUCGCCUUGCCAACCGUGAGCGGCUCCAGAAGCUGGUACAACAGGCUCGAACAGCGGCGAAAUCAACGAGGCCGACUGCUCACGACGCCGAAGUAGACGUAGACGAUGAUCCCUUGGAGCACAAGCUCGAGGCCAUGUUCGAGCUCGUCAACUACAUGUCCGCCAUCCUUGCCAGACUCAUCAGCCAGACAGCAAUGGGAGACUACUGGCUGACCAACGUCAUGGCAGUCCUCGUAGCCAGGGUCACCAAAAUCAAGGUCCUUUUGAUGAAUCUCGCCCUGAGCGCAACGGUCGCUGCUGACGCCGGCGAGGAGGCCCUGGAGAAGACUCGGGAAUCCGGCGAUUUCGCGGCCAGUCUCGCAGACGAGGAGGAGGAGUGCGAGGAAGCCCUGCGGAUCAUCGACGCCAACGCCAAAGAAGGCCUGACAUCGGAAGAGGAGACCGAUGUGGGUUCGUACUGCGUCAAUCAGAACAAGUUCCGGUCCGGAAUCAAUGCUUCGCUGAAGUACAUCCUUCUCUCACUCCGCCUCAUGAACCGAUCUGGGCUUCCCCCGACGAUGUACGAGAUGUGUGUUGUUGUCUAUGAAAUCGGGUUCGAGGGCUUCAGGACCGUUCUGUUCCAGGACAGGGACCUCGAAUACUCGGCCUCAUCCGACCGUGUCAUCCUCAAUACCGCGCAACCGGCCCUGCUCAUCCUGGACCAGACUCUACGCCAUCUCAAGGGGAAGAUACCCCAUCGAGAAAAGGGCCUGGAAAAUGGGCUCGAGACGCUCGUCGAAUGGGCCUAUCUAGAGAAAGCCCCUGACGGCUCCCCCUGCUCACACGCAAGUGGCGUCGACUACUACGAGCUUUCCCGAUCCAUGAGGAGCGUGCGGCUCGGGUGCAUGGCCGACAUCAUCACGGCCAUGGUGCCGCUCAUCACGACGAGCCCCAUCUUCCUCUCCAACUUCUCCAACUUCCGCACCAUGAUCGCGCUCACGGGCGGCGUCGAGGACGUUGUGAGGCCGUUCGCCGAGGGCCAGUUCGGCGCCUUCUGCAGGCUGUACACGAACCAGUUCGAACCCGAGGCCGACGGGCGGGAGAUCCUCCGGCUGUCCGAGGCGUUCCGGGAGCAGCGCUUCUCGCGCUGCCGCCUGCUGACCGAGGGCAAGAGCAAGUGGGGGGCCAAGAUAUGGAACCACCACCACCAAAGCCACGCACCGGCGAGCGCGCGCGAGCCGAGGCAGGAGACGCAGGAGAGGCUGGACGAGCACGCGGAGGACAUGCAGGAGUGGGUGGUGGACGAGACGUCGGUGACCAUCUCGUGUCGGUUCUACGUCUGGAGCAUCAUGAGCGUGGCCGGGAUGUUAGGCGGCGGCGGGCUGGCCAUUGGGUUCACGCUGGGCAACCGGGUGGAGGGCGUCGACCCGUUCAACCUAGCGACGUACACAUGGGUGCUGGCGGCGUUCGUCAUCCUCAUCUGCAAGAGCAUCCUCGUCGAGCACUGGACGUGGAGCGACUUCCUCCGCUGCCGGGUGCGGUGCCGGUCCGUGUCGGAGCUCGCGGCCGCGACGGGCAUCGACGAGCAGCUCGUCAUGGCCAAGCUCCUGCACGACGACUGCGGCGGCACCAUCCUGGUGACGCGGGGCCCGUACAACUCGGUGUUCCGGCGGCGGGCCAAGGACGGCGGCGACGGGUUCUCCAUCGACCGGCCCAUGAGCGCUGAGACGCUGAUGCUCAGCGGCCUGGCGCCGCUCAAGGUGGUGACGCCGCGCGGGCACGCCAUUGUCUGCCUCGACUACCGGCGCGGCACGACGCUCGUCGUCGUCGAGCACCAGGGCAGGCAGGACAAUGCCCGGCUCGUGUGCGAGGACCUCGGCCGCGUGCUGCCGCGCGACAAGAAGCACAUCCCCGCUGCGGACGGUGGCUGGAAGACCGGACCGGCGCCCGUGAGGCUGCGCCUGGCCGAGGUGGAGAACUUCAAGUGGAAGCGGGUCCAGGGGCUAUAUGCGUUUAAUGGGGUGGAUAUUGUUUUCGAGUAG